UAGAAAAAAUGUUCCCCCCAAAAGGAACUCAUCAUGGUGAAAUAAUAUGAACUCAAGCUGAUCCCUUGCUGCAAAAGCAAUUCCUUAACUCAUCCUUUCUUCUAUUCCCCAAAUAUUGUAGCCGUACUAUCCUCUAACUUCAUGGGUUUUGAAUGUAUUACUCUGGCAAGACACGUCAAGUUGCAUUUGGUAAUUGGUUACCCAACUUCCAAGUCUCUACAGCACCUCAUGCAAAUAAAAGCGUACAAGUGAAGAAUGAAGAGCAAACCACAAUGCAUGAUCAUGUCUAUAACUACAACUAUAACUAAAGCCUUGAUGAAGAUCAUAUUAUUGAGUAACCAACUAAUCAUAGAAUUAUGGAGUUCCAUAAGGAGUACCUGGAUUUGAUUCUGGUCCCUUGUGGAUUGCUCAUCAUUUUUGCCUACCACCUCUUUCUGCUUCACAGAUACCUCCACAGGCCACACACUACGACCAAGGGCUUUGAGGACUAUGACAAAAGAGCUUGGGUUGAGAGAAUCAUGCAGGCUGAUCAGAGAGACAUAGGCACAGCUCUCUCAGUCAUUCAAUCAAACAUUACGGCUGCAACUUUCAUGGCCUCGGUUUCCUUGACUGUUUGCUCUCUUAUAGGAGCUUGGAUUUCUAAUGGCUCCAACAAAUUCUUCCAGAGCGAUUUAAUCUACGGUGACAUAAACCCAACCACCAUUUCCAUCAAGUACAUCUGCCUGUUAAUCUGCUUCCUUCUUGCUUUCUCGUGCUUCAUCCAAUCGAUAAGGCACUUCGUUCAUGCGACAUAUCUCAUAAGCACACCAGAUUGUUACAUACCAGUGAGCAGCGUGGAGAUUGCUGUGAUAAGGGGAGACCAUUUCUGGUCACUCGGUCUUCGAGCUCUUUAUUUUGCCCUCGAUCUGCUGCUAUGGUUUUUCGGGCCGAUUCCCAUGUUUAUUUCUUCGGUGGUCAUGGUGAUCGUACUUCACAGCGUCGACUCAAAUUCCAGGCCAUUGCAUAACACUCGGGCUCAGGGAAGCCAGCUUCAGAAAACUAAGUUGGAAGGUUAUGAUCCAGAAUGAAGCACGAAUUGUAUGUUACUCAGAAGCAGUUUAAAAAUGGAUAAACGUUCAUCCCCCCUCCCCCUUUUCUCAUUUCAUUGAAGUCCAAUCUCACAAAAUAGAAUUUAUUUCGUCAAAUGAGUUCCAGAUUACAUACCAG
Molecule: messenger RNA, 1206 nt
Organism: Prosopis cineraria
Lineage: Eukaryota; Viridiplantae; Streptophyta; Magnoliopsida; Fabales; Fabaceae
Exons: 3
Coding region: 357-1067 (236 amino acids)
Source: RefSeq, a predicted model, not a curated record